CUGAUGUUUUACUAGGGAUCUCAACCAUACAUAUUUACUAAAUUCCAUUUAAAUCUGGUGACUCAGUCAAAAUUUGGACAGUUCAAUUCUUAUCGUCAUUUAUAUUAAAUAGUUGUCAUUCUAUUGCACAAAUCAAAUUAUUGAGAAGAUCUUCAGCUUCAGUAUUUAUUUAAUUGCACAUCAUUAAACAAACUAGUCGAUAAGUUGUGCUGACCAAGGAACAACGUGUUAACAAGUAAAUGAAAUACGGAAGAAAUAAAUAUGAUGAUUAAAUUGGAAAAAGAUGCUUCCCUGAUUUACACCGUGAAUCAUGAAGAGUACGCCAAAUUUAUCGCCGAUCUCAAGUCUUCGUCUCGACAUGAGAUUGGCGAGUUGACGCAAGAUUUUCUGAAUUUGGAAUUGCACCCGAAUACCAGAGACCUGGCUGGAUUGGCAGCCAUGGUCAAUGGUGAGAAGGAAAAGGGAGGCGUUGACCUCUCCCAGCAAUUCUGGCUACUGGAAUAUGUCCUCCUUUGCCGUGCAGCGUCUGAAAAAACGGGUUACCGAGGUGCAAUAUUUUACCGGAAGGAAAAUCAAGAACGGCACGGGCAACUUAUUAUCGCUCAUGGAGGAACCAAAUUCGAACCCGGCGACUGGCAAGCCGACUACGAUGGCGUGGUCAACAACCGUCUCACCCCUCAAAUCAAUUCCGCCUGCACCUUCGGUCUCAAUUUCGUGCAAAAAUUCUCCACCGGAAGUGGCACCCCUCCUCUCAAAGUAUCCAUCACUGGACACUCUCUGGGCGGCUGGUUAGCCCAAAUUUGCACCUUUGCCCUCAAAUAUUUGCACCUAAACGAAACCACUUUCGAAUUACCCGCUAAUAAUUUCCCCUCCGAAAAUUUCCACCCCCACUGCGAAGUAUUCGACAGCCCCGGAGCAUUCGAAAUCAUUCAGGGUUUAUCCUCCCUCAAACAAUUUCGCGUCUUAAAACUCAAAACUAAACCGCAUUUCGGUCUGGACAUUACCAACUUUGUGUUCACCCCGAACGGCGUCAACGUAGUUAACAACCAUAUCGGAGACAUGUUCCUACUUCCGUUGGAUGACGAUAUCAUAACCGGAAAUGGUGGUAAACCAUCAAGUUUUUUAACCAGGCAAAAUUUCACCUUUACAAAAACCACGCAUGCAAUGGCUCGCUUUGUUAGAGAGCUCAUAUCCAACCCGAAUCCACGCUUGGUCCGCGUGGAAGAAUGGAUUUUGAUCCUGUUUAGAAACUGGGACACGAAAAAGCACGUGUAUCUUGAUAAGCAUGUCAACAUUUUGAGCCUACUGGGUUCCUCAGUUAAGCAUUUAUUUACCACGAAAUGGUCACAGACGACGAAAGAGUAUGACGAUUUUAUGAAAUCUGCCCUCCCCGUGGGCACCUCGAGUGGGGAGGAAGGCCUCAAAAUUAAUUUGCACACGCUCAGCGCCGGCGCCCAGGAGGUGGUCGAGCUGCUUAAAACGGUCAAUAUUUGGCAGACUUAUCUCGGCGGAAAUGGAGGCACCCUGAGAAAUCCGAACCUUGAAAUUUUGCAAUCCUUGGUUGAAAUCGUGGCAAGGUCCCCGACGAGAAAUCCGAUCUUAAUUCCGAGCCAGAAUUAUUUCGUAAUGUUACAAAAUGCGGGUCUGGCCUUAAGCAGGAUUGCCGAGAUGUGUGGGAAACUGGAAAACUUUUCUGUGGCGCAGAUAAGGUCGUGCAGUGACAGAUAUAGGGAUGCGAUACAGGAUAAGUUUAUUAGUUUGGAAUUCGAAGAGGGACAAGAGCCUGUUACUUGGAGGGAUGAAUAUCGACACGGAAAUAGGAAUUUGCUGAAACUAUUUUGUCUUAAAAUAUGUGUAUUAGUAGAAACAGAAAAAGGUGGGCUUUCUCGUAAAAAUACGCUCAUUUUAAAAUAUGGAGACGUUAACUUUACAAAUUUAGCCUCUCCACCGGACGGAGUAAAAUUCAUAUUUGUCGACUGCAUUAAUCAUCUCAGCGAUAAAAUUGAGCAAAAACCAAGUAUUCCUGACUGCCAAGUAACUUUCAUAAUACACGAUCCUACCGGGACGACAAAUAAUAAUAAUAACUGGACAAAUUUACGCAUCGCAGACUCCAGUUUUCCUGAAAUUUUGAACCAAUCCAUAAAUUUGCAAGGCGUACCAGUCAAAUUAUCAGAAUUUCUAAAUUCUGCGUCAGGCUGUCAAGAAAUUUUGCAAUGUCUUUUCAACGAUCCCGACAAAUUGUAUGUAGUUUUGCAGAAACGAGCCAAAUUGGAUAUUGGUACUCUUCCAGCCUCGAUUUUUGACAAUGUCAACAUCUACGUGGAACCUGAGCGUACCUUUAAUUCGAUGGAGGAAGCCGUUCAAAUUUUUAAAGUCAUCCUGGAAGGGUUCGAAUUACCCGGAGUCAUAUUAUUUUACGAGGAGGAUGGCUUCCCAGAUUUUGCAAAAUUUUUGCAAAAUUCUUUACAGAAUUACGAUCUGAAAUAUUUUAUUCUGACGAGCGAUGAAGAUCCUGUCGCAAGUUUUCAACAAUAUUGUAAAAAUCAUUCAGAAACGGUAGUGGAAUUGGUGGCGUGUAGAAGCCAGGGAAAUUCGUUGGACUGGAAAUUGCACUAUAAUCCAGAUUUGUACCGGACAAGAGAAAUCUUACCGCCAGCAAUUGACACGAGGGGUCUGCACAAAUGGGGAAAAGAUGCGCCAGUAAAUUUCAAAAUUGCCGCCGGUCCCGGUGCGGAAACUUGGGAGGAAGUCUUGUCCAUAAACUGUUUGCUAAUUCCGGAUAAAGAUAACCUUUUAGAAAAUUUGGGACUAUCACAGCGUUCCGAUCUGGAUCCCGCCAAUAUUAAAUCGGUCCAUCUAAAACCAGGAACUGGCGGGAGCUGCGAAUUAGUUUUGCAUUUCAUCGAUUCACAGCCAGCUCUAGUGAUUCAAUUAGAAGGAAAACAACCCAUUCACGAAAACGGCAUUUUUCCCGACGGCGGGAGCACAGAGAGAUUUCUAAUGUGCAUCUCCGACAGUCCCGGGAUGGGUAAAAGUUUCACCAUGAUGACCAUGUGCGCCAAUAUUUUGCAAACUUCGCAAAAUAAUUAUUGGGCGUGGGUAUUUUUCAUCCAACUUCGCGACCUCACAGGUUUCGACCGUCUCGCCAAAUCCUUACUGGAACGACUCGAUGAGGACAACGUGCCCGAAACGUAUCUCGAACUGGACAGUAUUGUACCCUUUUUAGCGCAAAAUUUAAAACUCGAUUCCAUCUCGAGUAUCGCAUUCCGAGCGAUGCUGACUGGUCACAAUUCGUCCAAAAUAUUCUUAAUCCUCGACGGUUUCGACGAACUCGCAAAUUCCAAUAAGCAACUCGUCUCCCGGGUUUUGAAAGGGUUGCGAAUAAAUUCCUCCGUUAAUAUCGCCAUGUCCACGCGGACGAGAGACAACCUCCUCGUGGAGACUUCCCUGGGCAUAGUUUCGCACCAUUUACUCCCCCUGGGCCAAUAUGAACAGUUCCUCUACGAUAUUUGGAAAGGGGUAAUUCGCGACGAGAAAGAUCGCCUCGCCACGUAUUCAUCCACGCUGAUGCGGAAAGUUCAAAAUUCCUUUGUUACCGACAAUAGUAAUUCCUUUUUAGGAAUCCCGCUCCACAUGAAAAUGCUCAGCGUCGCGUUUGCCACCCCGGCCCGCAAUUUUUCCUCCGGUCUGAUCAAUCUCGACGAAGCGGUCCCUUCGCAGUACAGCUUGAGGAUCUUGAUUGAUCAAUUUAUCGAUACGAAAUACAAGAUUUUCUUCUUCAACAAGUUAGGCUUGAAGGAUGCCGGGAUUUGGGACGAUUUAAGGCCCAGUCUUACCUGGAAGUUUGAACGAGAAUUGGAAUUCUUGGGGGGCGAUAUGCUCGAAAUUGGACGCGACGGCUGGGACGCCUUAAUCUGGGAAAUUUACAGGGUGGAGAGAAAAAAUUUGCAAAUUUCUGAGGAUGACGCAUCCAGAGAAAUAUAUAGAAUCGGUUUGGUCCAGGGGUCGCCAAAACCCGAAUUUUUGCACCGAUCCAUUGCAGAAUCGUACGUGACAAAUUUUAUUUUCAAAUCGUUCAAACAAUUUUCCCAGGAUGAGAGGCGCCAUGGCGACGGAGAAAAUGGUGCUUUCGCCCAAAAAUUAUUCGUCGCCGGGAAAUCCGCCGUUCUAGAGAUAGGGCGUCGCUUAAUUAGAUCAUUUCUGAACGAACUGGUCAAAACUGAUGACCAGAUUUUGUCCCAACUUCGGGACGGAAGUCUACCCCGAAUCGCCACGCGUGGCGUGGAUGAUGACAUUUUGUCCUGUUUUUACGAACUCGUCCGUCUCGAGCAUAGUUCUACAGAUUUAUUUGGAUUUCUCGCCAACACAUUUUUCAACUGGGGCCAAACUUCACGCUAUAUUCUGGUUUUGUUCGCGUUAAGUGGACUCUCAGUAAUUCCGAUGACGCAGACCACGCUGGAAAUUGUGUUUAUGCUUAUUCGCAGUUUCCGGUUGCAAAUUGGGGAAAAUUCCAUAGACGAAAUAAUGGAAAGUCAGCCCAGUUCGAGCAAUGAGUUUGCCAUAAUUAAAAGUAUUUUACUGUAUACACCCGACAACUUGGCGUGGUACAGGUUCAGGGCGGAUUUUAAGCCGUUUUUGCUAAACAAGGAGUCAGCAAUGAGUCAAUUUGGCCCAAUUAGUAAAGAUUUGUUGGGUAAAGAAGAGGUCAGAGAUAGGUUGGAGGAACGCUAUGGAAUUUGUGGGGAUGAGUUCGAAACCAGUGUUAAGUUUGUGGACUGGCUGUUGGAAUUUAUGGAGAUUUUGGGGAAAGAUUUGAGGGCUGAAAUAUCUCGUAGGGACGCCUAAACAGAGACAUAUUUUUAGAUACAUAUGGAUUUGCAUAUUUCUCAAAAUUAUUGGAGGAGUAAUUACUAAUUUGGCGAUAAAAUACUUAAUAACUGCAAAAAUGUGUGUAGGAUUUCUAAUGUACACGAACUGCAUAGACAUCUGUAGCAAAAAUACUUUUCACCCAAUUUCAAUACUUAAUAUUAAAUUAUUUGUAACUAAUUAGCCAUAUAUUUAUCUAUCAUAAAUUAAUUUAUCCAUGAAAUAUAUGUAGCAUCAUAUGAAGGAAUUGAGAUUUUUUAAAUAAAUCCGUAAAUUCCAGAAUAUUCAUAUAUUUAAUGUGAAAUUUAUACGACUUUAUUGAGAGUAGUUAAUUUACAAGAAUGAUGAAUUGUUCUGAAUCAAAAUUUCUAAUGAUAAAUAUGUAAAUAUUUUACAGUUUAAAUAAAAGUAAGAUGUCAUUUCA
Molecule: messenger RNA, 5290 nt
Organism: Folsomia candida
Lineage: Eukaryota; Metazoa; Arthropoda; Collembola; Entomobryomorpha; Isotomidae
Exons: 4
Coding region: 262-4845 (1527 amino acids)
Source: RefSeq, a predicted model, not a curated record